AUGAAACAUUCUCUCCAUCUCGGGCCGUCACAGCUCACCCUGCUCUUCCUCGCCCUCCUCUGCCCCGUCCCACCCACAGUCACAUCCUACCCCCACCUCCCCCCCGCCCUCCAGCCCACGGGGGAUGGAGCUCAGCUGGAGUCCAACCUGCUGCACCUCCAGGCUGCUCUGGAUGACCCGAGGGCCGAGUGGCUCUUCCGGCCUGAGACCUGGGCCGAGUGGCCUCAAGACUCCAGGGAAGCUCUGCUGAAACGCAGGGAGGAAGGGGAGGGGAAGGAGGGGGGGGAGGGCCGCUCCUGGGAGGAAGAAGCACUGCGGAGGGUCCAGAGAGGAGACCUGUUACACCGGCUGCUGUCACCCUUCCCCGGGGGUCACUCUCUGGAGAGCAUGAACUAUCAGGAGGGAGGUGAAGCGGAGGAUGGAGGCAAGAGGAACGAAGCUCUGACCUCCAUCGCUGGAGGUCUGCAGGCCGUGAGCCGCGAGAAAGGAGGAUUUGGAUUCCGCUUUGGGAGGAAAAGAUGGACUGACAGGGGAUGGAUGGAUUAA
This is a messenger RNA of Gymnodraco acuticeps, 546 nucleotides long. It is a transcript of the gene qrfp, whose product is annotated as pyroglutamylated RFamide peptide. The coding region runs from base 1 to 546 and encodes 181 amino acids. The transcript has a single exon. The record is from RefSeq and is a predicted model, not a curated record. Gene Ontology annotation, molecular function: orexigenic neuropeptide QRFP receptor binding. NCBI's taxonomy places the organism in Eukaryota, Metazoa, Chordata, Actinopteri, Perciformes, Bathydraconidae.